ACUGUAGGUUGUAGCCUUUCAUAAGAAAACAUGUUCAUGUCCGCGCGAGCGCGUGCAUGCGCACGGCCGAGCGCGCACGUCUUCCUCCGUUUUCAGCAAGUUUGGAUUUGAAACUUGGAGCUGCCAAGAGUUUCCGUGUGUUUUCACGCCCAGACUGCGUGAGAGUGGAGCCUUGUACAUAAAUAAGUUUGUUUCACACUGACGGGACGUGAAUGAAGGCGCCUGGUGCCCCCACCAGACCUUCUGGACACCUCUGAGACUUUCAUGCCGUGAUGGACAAAGAGGUGGUUCUUGAAGAAGAGGACAUGGAGGGUUCCUGGACGCUGCUGUCUUUGUUUGCGUCCCUCCUCAUGACGUUUGGGGGGGCUCUGCCAUAUGUUCCACAGUUUCAGGAGAUCCGAAGGAGGAGCAGCUCUGAAGGUUUCUCCACCAGAGUCUGCCUGGUGCUGCUUAUUGCCAACAUCUUACGCAUAUUCUUCUGGAUAGGGAAGCAGUUUGAGCUGACCCUGCUGCUGCAGAGCGUGGUGAUGAUCCUGACCAUGUUCAUCAUGCUGCACCUCUGCUGCUCAGUCCAAAGCACAAACCAAGUCAGCACCAAGCAGCACCGGCUCACAGACUUGAACUGGAACUACUUCUGGAAGUGGAGUGCGUUUGAGGACUACCUUCUCUUCUGCUUCGGCCUCACCGUGCUGUGUGCUGUGCUCACCCUGCUGCUGCUGGACUCUGUUUGUGUUUGUGAGACUCUGGGCUCGCUGGCUGUGAUGUUCGAGGCCAUGCUCGGUAUCCCACAGCUGCUGCAAAACUUCCACCACCGCUCCACCAAAGGAAUGAGUGUGAAGAUGGUGCUGCUCUGGAUGGCCGGAGACGUCUUCAAGACUUCCUACUUUGUAAUGAAUGAAAGCCCGGCUCAGUUCUGGGUGUGUGGUUCAGUCCAAAUCCUGAUUGAUGUGGCCAUCCUGCUGCAGGUGCUGCUUUACAACCAAGACACUCGAGCCAAGCUUGGAUAAAUGCUGCCGUUGUUAGAACAUCAGAGUGGUGCAGCUUCUGCUAACGCCAUGGAUACGAUCUGCUGCAGCUGGGUGCACCCUGCCACCUCUAUUUCUUAGUUUGAUGAAAACAAAGUUGACUUCUGGCGACAUCGAGUCAUAAAUAAUCUACACAAAGUUCUUAGCUUCUUCUGAUCAAGCUAAGACAACCGGAUCCGCUGACGUCGCUAGGUCUGUUUUAGGGGGGCUGAAGCCCCCGUACAAUAUUCACCCCCCCAUUAUUUUGGUUAUCUUAUUUUAUUUUUUUAUUUGUUCACAUCUACAUGCUCAACACAAUCAUGACACACGUGUAGCUGGUACAUGAGUUUUUUAGUCUGAAACAGAAAUAAUAAUGAAUGAAUAUAGAACUACACCGUCGCACACAGGAAGUAUCAAGAAAGGACUUCCUCCACUUCCUUAACCCUGACAGCUAUGCUGACAAGUCAGGGGGCGGGGCGAUACAGCAAGACCUAUAUAUGAUGAGCAAACCCUGCUCAGCGCUUGUGUGCAGGAGCUGCAGCCCUCUGUGGGCUCAACUCUGUCUCUGCACAUGCAAAUCUCUCCCUGCUCUCCUCAACAAGUAGCCUCUCCACCAGUCAAUCACAGACAGCUCUGUUUUAUCCAAUCAAAGCAUGUCCAGGAAACACUGCUUUACAGAAAAACACCCAUUUAACAGCUUAUUGAACUGCUUUCUGCUGCUGGUUAGCUACCAGUCACCAUCCACUGCCUGCAAAAUACUUUGUUGUAAUUCAUGUGUCAUGAUUAGGGUGACCAUAUUUGACUUCCAGAAAAGACACAUUGCCCAUUCCUAAAACUGUUAAAUUGCACUAUUUUCAGUUAAAGAGGACUUUUAAUUUCAACAUAUAAAGUGUUUCUUCUCUGUUUGGUCAGACAUAAAUGAUCCCUUGAUGUGUAAAAGGAAGUGAACAGUGGAAAUGUCCCAGGAAAAGAGGAGGGUUAAUCAACCUAAUUAAAUAUAAUUAUAUAAAGUCCUCUUUAUCUGAAAAAGUGCAAUUUUCCUGGCAGUAUUUCCCGGACAUGCUUUGAUUGAAUAAUGGAGAGCUGUCUGAUUGGCUGACGGAGAGGCUACAUUGCUUUGUAAAUUGCAAGUUGAGCAACAGCAGGGAGAUUUGUGCAGGCAGAGACGGAGGUGAGCAUGCAGAGAGAGGGCUGCACACGACUGCAGAGCAGGUUGUGCUCUUGCAGAUUGAUCACUGCACGCUCCAGUUGGUGGCACAAAAAUCACUCCACACUAUAAACCUGAAUCAGAAUAUGUGUAUAUUAUUGACCAUUUUUCUAUAUUAUACAUUUUUUAUAUAAUAUAUAUAGUAUUAUAGGUACAUAUAUGUGUCUAUAAUAUAGUAAACAGCCAGUUUUAUAUAUGUCACAUAUAUUCAAAAGCUAUAUCAAAACAUAUAUUCAAACCUAUAUGUUUAUAUGAAUUCUUUCCAUGUGGGUUGUCAGUUGCUUAAUAUUUGUUUACUUAUGGCAAAGAAAGGAGAUAUUGUACUCGUCUAUCUUUAACAUACAUUUUGGCAGCUUAAUGUGACGUUAUGGACAAUGCCAUCAUCAUGAGCAACCAAACAUAGGCUAUAUUAGGCUAACAGUUGUCCAUUUUCUGUACCAUUUAUCCACCAAUGGCUGUUUCAGUUAUUGUGAGUGAAAACUAAAUGGCGUAGUAGCAUUUGUUCUGGCAUUAGAAAUUGAAAAUGUUUUCAUUGUGUUGGCUAGAUGGAUAAACGAAGAUUUCUUAAGAGAGUGAGUGAGGAACAGGAGAGAGACCCGGUGGUUGAUGCUGAGGAGAUCUGCAUGGUCGAGGUCAGUGAUCUACAGAGAAAACAGGGGCGAGUGCACCGUUAUGAAAGAGGUGUAGUGCAAUGCUUUCCUAAAUUUGACUAAACGAUGCAAAUGCCACUCAUAAGCUGAAUCACAACCAUAGGAAAAGGUUUUCAGCUGAACUUUGACCUUUGCAACAGGACAAUGUAACUAAUGUAACAACUAUUGUUAGAUGUGUGUGCAUUUAUUUAACAUCAUCCAGCAAUCUUCGAGGAUACGACACAACUUUAACUUCAGUGUUUCCUCAUGUAGUUUUCGAUAAAAAGCAGAGAGAAAAUGCACGAAGGUAGGAAAGGAAAAGAAAGUGAUAAAAUAACAGCUUUUGGUAAAUAUUCUUCAAAUAAUGGAUUCAUUGACUACGUUUUUGCAGAGUUUGACAUAAAAUUUUCAAGGUCAAGCUCCUGGGGCUAAGCCCCCCCCCAUCUCUCAAUCCUAGUGACGUCCAUGACCCGAUCGUUCUGCAGAACCAGAUAAAACAGUAUUUAUGUGCAUUUUUACUUGUUUUUCUAUUAUUUAUUUGCUCUCCACUCUUGAGUUACUUGUAUCUGCAGCUUUCUAAGAGCAGAUCUCUGCUGGUGUGAGAGCAACCAGAGCACCCAGUACUGCACCAGUACAGCUCCACAGGACUAUUUCACAACCGUCACUCCUCUGGACUCUCCUUGUUAGGUGUGUGCGUGUGUGUGUGUGUGUGUGUGUGUGUGUGCGUGCGUGUGCGUGCGUCUGGGACGUAAUUUUGGGGGGGGACGGGUGGGACAUGUCCCCCCCACUUUUUCAAAAGGCAGUUUUGGUCCCCUGCACUUUUUUCCGUCCAAAAACAAUGUUACGCUCCAUUAAAUGGAUUUGGUUGAGCACUAGGACCGAAACGGAAACCGGUUUCCUAUUAGACCCGCCCAAAAGCUAAUCUAUUGGCUCUGCUGAUACUUGCUAACGUAUUAUUGGCUGUUGCUGCUGUCACUCAAGUUGGAAACAGUCAGAACGUGCUCACGUUGUUUUGCUAGUUUGGAGCCGCUAGGGAACACCGGUACUGAGUCACAUCGUCAACUAGACGCUGUGUAAUAUCAGAGCUCAGCUCAGCUUCCAUUACAUAACAUUUGAAUAAGUGUUCAUUUGUGAGUCUUUGGUAGUUAGGCACAGCCAGGAGGCAGCAUGUCAAGAAAACGAAAAGUGGAUAUAAGAGACUUCUUUCAAAGUCAAAACGUAAGUUGGACAUGUGACACCCCUGCAUUAAGCUCAGACUCACCUCCUCCUUCACAAACAUACUCAAAACUAACUUUUACAAACUCAUCUCCUCCACAUAACUGACUCCUCAGACACAAGUUAUUCGUAUUAUUAUAAUUAUUAUUUUUUUAUUAUUACUAUUAUCAUCAUAAUUAUUAUUACUAGUAGUAGUAGAAGUGUAACUUCAAAACUUUUAUCAUUUAACUUUAUUGUAAACUUAUCUAUUGCAAUGCAUAUUUUCACAUUAAAAAGCUCUGAAAAAUGAACAGUAUCAUCAUCGUCAACAGAUUUUUUUAAGCUUAAUGUCAAAGAUGUACACUUUUCAUUAGAUUUAUCUUAUUUUUUCCAUUUUUUUUUGUGUGUUGAAAUGCAACAACUGUUUAAACACUUUUAAGGGGAAAAACAUAUUUAAUAUGUUUUUAUACACUCAAAUGUUAGGGUGAUGAUCAUGUGUAAAACAUUAGUUCAGCAUGUCCUCUAACACAGCAAAUGAACAAACGGCCAGAUCUCAGGAGGGACCGUUUAUGUAUAAAUAAUUUUUAUACUUUUGACUAGGCCUGGGAAAGUAACAAAUUUUGCUGGACGAUAUUUUGUCCAACAAAUUGUUGAUGAUAAACGAUAUCAUUGUCAACAUUAUCUAGACCAAAAUAACCACUAAUAUAAUGUUAAUAUAUCAUAAUAAUGCAAGUACACCCUUUAAAAUGCAACAAAUAAACCUUCAUUUAACAUUGAAAUGUCCAGAACCAGAACUUCUAAAUGAAUAAAAAUAACAAACAAAAAUUAAAUAAAAAAGGAAUCUCACUCCCUGUUAGAAAAUGUUGCACCAAAAACAAUAAAAAAAAAGACCCAAAACAAUAAAUACGAUGGCCUAUCCGUUGUCAACAGCCAAAACUGCACUUCAAUAAGGAUGGAAAAAUUAUUGAGAUGGGCACGUGACGUGUCAAGGGGUCUUUACAUAACACCCCCCACCCCAAAUCCGCACAAGCCUGCUGUGUCCCCCCCACUUCUGAAAUCAAAAUUUCGUCCCUGGCGUGCGUGCUUGUCUGACAUGUUGGUGCUUCUGUAGUAGAAAUAGAUUUUUGCCGCUGGCGUCCGUAGCUGGUCCGAGGCUGCGGGAUGUGCAUCCAUCUUGUUGUUAUGACGCUCCUUUGUGGUUCUUUAACAAGCAGUGUGGAUCAUAAUGAAACUAGAGAAGAAAAGAUCAUCGGUAAACAUCUUUGGGCAAUUUAAAAAAUAUGUUAUUUUUCCACCAAACAGCCGAAUGCCUCCAGUCUGUAGACGAUUCUUAUUUCUAAUGUAAGAAAACUACUGAAUAUUUGGGUUUUUUAUUUAUUUAUUUAUUUUGCUUGUUUGUUUGUUUGUUUUUGUAUUUUUACUGUUACACACCAGCAGACCUGCUGCUCUUUUUGGUCAUUUGUUUAUUUGUUUUACAUCAUUUUUUUUAUUGAACACUAAUUGCUGCCGCUCAUCCAUCUGGGCGUGGCGUGAAAAGCAUUUUUUUAUUAUUAUUUUUUAUUAAUUAAAGAUCUUGGUUUAGUUCAACAUUAAUCAAUAAUAAUUUCACAGCCCAACACAAAAAUAGCUUUUUGAACAGCAAAAAAACCAAAUUAUACAUAAAGUUGUACUAAACCGUACGCGCCUUACUUGUAAAGUGCAAAAAAAAAAACUUACUCAGAUUACAUUACAAUUCAAAAAAUACUUUUUAUGCAACAAACUGAUCCUCGUCAGUUUCUAUUUAUGAUGCUCAAAUACACUUUGUACUGCUGUAGAUCCUUAAGGCUGCACUUACUUUACCUGAUGUGUCUGAAGAGGUUAUUGCACGUAUCAGGCUUCCAGAAUUCAAAGAUCCAGAAGAGUUUUCCUCUGAAGAGAAGAAGUCUGGAAAACACACCGUAGAGGAGUAAACAGCAGGUUGUGUUAAAUGGAUCUACUUAACCCUUUUAUUUCUGUGCCUGGCUGGAGUUUGGGUUCCUGCCCAGAUCAACAACAUGGAUCAUUUCCACAAUAAAGUCUAAUCAGCUGAAAAACUGUUGAAACUUUGAGAUGAGCUGAAUGCCACAAACAUCGUAUUCCAGCAAGAAGCUAGUCCUUAAUGCAAGUAAUCCACUUCCUGCAGAGGACAGGAUACCAAGACCGGACUGGCUUUAGUCUAAGAUUCAGUAAACACAUUUAGAACGUCACAAAGCUUCUUACAAACAUGUUUUUUUACCACCAAAGCGUUCCCAAACAGCCUUCUAGAUCAGCUCUAAUUGGUUUUUUUAACGUGGAAAAUCUCUGUAAUAAAACUUGAAGGCUUCUUCGUUCACGCUUGGUUGAACAGAGAGGAUCUUAUGUAAUCCUCCGACACCAUGCUUACUUCCACUGGCGAACGGCCUUUUAGAAGCAGCAGAGCUUAGAAACUCGGACGUUAACUCAAGCGAGGUUAUUUGCUUGGAUCGUGUUACCCUCCCCUUAACUCAGCCUGCCAUGUUUACCGUGUAAUUAAUUCUGUUUUACUCUCCCCGGGUGAUUACGGGUGUUAUUUUUGCCCCAUGGCCUCGUGGGAACGACUCUGCUGAUCGCUAAAACUUUAUUCGGUGGUUGACGUAAUUUAUUCAGAAGCUGAACUUCUAAUUGAAGCUUUUGUUUAACGAGCCUUCAGAAAAGUUGUGCUUCUUUCACUGGUUUUGUUGUUGGAGUCGCUGACUCGUCUGCAGCGUGAGACUAAUCAGAUCCGGGAUCUGGUCAGUAGUCUUGAUGCAUGGAGAUUCGGAUGCUUUUGUGUUUAUCCGUUAUGUUUGUCACCUUAGUAACUCAGGAGUUUUCCUUACUUUCUGUGAGUCUUCAUACUCACUGUGCUGGUUUUGCAUCUUGCACGCUGUUUGCCAAAAGAACAUAUUUGGAGAUGAUUUAAAAGAGUUAAAUGAAGAUUUUCUCAGGUUGUGUGUGCUCAUAAUUCAUCUUAAGUGUGAAUGUGUGCAGAUCUGAGCCACAGGUACGGUGUUUUAUGGUGGCAGCUAUCAAAAAUUUGUGUCCAUCAAUAAAAGUUGUGCUGUCGUAAAUGUGAA
Molecule: messenger RNA, 7126 nt
Organism: Nothobranchius furzeri (turquoise killifish)
Lineage: Eukaryota; Metazoa; Chordata; Actinopteri; Cyprinodontiformes; Nothobranchiidae
Product: solute carrier family 66 member 2
Biological process (GO): retrograde transport, endosome to Golgi; phospholipid translocation
Cellular component (GO): trans-Golgi network; endosome
Source: RefSeq, a predicted model, not a curated record